CACAAUUAUCGUUUCUGAAUCGCGGUAUGUUGGAUUGACAACAUGAACUCAUAUCCUCCAGAACUUCUUGUACAGCUUGCUCCGAGGAUGUUUGUUGGUGGACUGGAUCCUCCACAACCUCCCGGCGAGGGCCGCGAUCCGUUCGCAGUGCUGUCGUACCGGCUGCGCGAAGCGCUGCUCAACCAACGCAAAGUUGCGAUUUGGCAACCAGAGAGAAACAAGACGUUUCAGGUCGUGAUUGUCGACAAGGACGUGCGCUUUCCGCCGCGCAAACUCGUCCCGCCGGACGACCCGCAAUACUCCAGCGCGCAUUCGCCGUUGUCUCCGCUUACCCCUACAUCUCCACUCUACCCGGACGGGCUCAUAGCGCCGAUAUGGGUCCGCAAGCAUACCACGCUCGUCCCGUCCGUAUUCGUCAUGUUCAUGCACAUCUUCGAGCCCUCUCAAAAUGCGCCGCAUUCCCCGCUUGACACUGGAGAUGGAGACCACGAGAGAGAGGCAGAGGAGCGGAUGAGGGACAACGAGCUGUGCGCGGAGAUUGCGCAGAGGAAGAAGUCAACGAGCGAGCGGGGAGUCAAGCUGACGGUGGUGCUGUUGGCGAGUAGACGGAUGCUGGACAACCCGUCGUUGGACGGCCGCUUAACAUACAUCCGGAGACAGAGCGGGCUUGACCCGCGGGCGGCCCUUUUCGUGCUGAGUCCAGUAUCGCAGGCCGAGAUCGGCGAUUUUGUACGCAGCCUGCAGGAGGCUCUGUACGAGCCCGCCCUGGAGUAUUACACGAACCACUCGAAGCGCGUGCGCCGAAAGCGCAAUCGCCACUCCCAGGCAGGGACGUCGUAUGCUGCACCGAGCCUAGCUGGGAGCAAGUCGGCCGCACGGCCGCUCAGGCCGGAGGGCUGGACGGUCAGAUACGAGUACAAGAUGGCAUGCUUUGCGGAGUUUCGUGGAGAGGACGAGGUUGCGCUGAAGCACUAUCAGGAUGCAUAUUCGACGCUGCUCCUGAUGUUUGGGUCGACUGCGAUCCUGCCCCCUCGUACCAAGCGUUGGGCAGAGGCAAAGGUGCUGUCCGACUGUAUCGACCUCAAAGUAUGCCCUGCACGCAGUAACGACAGCCAUCAUCGAAUUCACUGUUCCUCCAGAUAUGCAAGCUGUAUCUGUAUAACAAUGAGCACGCACUCGCACUCGCACAGCAUACUAGCCACAUGCGCAAAUUUGCAGACUUCUCACGGGGUUGGGGAAUAGGCGAGGAGACGUACGAGUUCUGGAGCUGGCUCGCGAGACAGUCAGUCUCGUCUCAGGACUGCCUUAAUACCUACGCCUAACGGCAGCCAAUUGCAGACAUCGCGCCUUCGCGGAACUGCUCGAGC
Molecule: messenger RNA, 1367 nt
Organism: Laetiporus sulphureus 93-53
Lineage: Eukaryota; Fungi; Basidiomycota; Agaricomycetes; Polyporales; Laetiporaceae
Exons: 5
Coding region: 43-1242 (399 amino acids)
Source: RefSeq, a predicted model, not a curated record